AUGAUCAACAUUCUUGGCAACUCCGGUCGAAUUCUGGAGAUGAAACAAGUGAUCGAUCAAAUGAAAGAAGAUUCCUGUGAGUGCAAAGAUUCAGUUUUUGUUGGUGCUAUCAGAACUUUUGCAAGUGCUGGAAUGGUAAAUGAGGCUUUGAAUCUCUUUUACAUCAUUCCUCAAUUCAAUUGUGUCAAUUUUACUGAAUCUUUUAAUACCAUUUUGGGGAUAGUGCUGAAAGAGUCUAAUUUCAAAGCUGCUUAUCAACUCUUUUCGGACAAUUGUUGGAAGUUGGAAGUGAAAUCUAGGGUGAGAUCAUUGAAUUUGUUAAUGGAAGGGCUUUGUCGAUUCAAAAAUUCCGAUCUUGCCUUGAAUAUUUUCCAAGAAAUGGAUUUUCAAGGUUGUUACCCUGAUAGAGAAAGUUACAGGAUUUUAAUGAAGGGUUUAUGUGAUGAUGGGAGGUUAGAUGAAGCUAUCCAUUUGUUAUAUUCAAUGUUUUGGAGGAUUUCCCAAAAGGGUAGUGGUGAAGAUAUAGUCAUUUAUCGGAUUUUAUUGGAUGCUUUGUGCGAUGACGGGAAGGUUGAAGAAGCUUUAGAAAUUCUUGGGAAGGUUUUGAGGAAGGGUUUAAAGGCUCCGAAGAGCUGUCGACUACGACUUGAUUUAAGUCAAUGCAGAGAUAGGGAAGAUUCAGAAUUAGCCAUUGGAUAUUUGAAGAAGAUGUCCAAGCAAGUCGGGUUUUGGAGGAGAUGCUGA
This is a messenger RNA of Hibiscus syriacus, 744 nucleotides long. RefSeq names its product pentatricopeptide repeat-containing protein At1g05600-like. The record is from RefSeq and is a predicted model, not a curated record. Gene Ontology annotation, molecular function: protein binding. Bases 1 to 744 code for a protein of 247 amino acids. The transcript has a single exon. NCBI's taxonomy places the organism in Eukaryota, Viridiplantae, Streptophyta, Magnoliopsida, Malvales, Malvaceae.